Amoebophrya sp. A25 is the source of this 248-nucleotide messenger RNA. The record is from the annotation of a GenBank genome assembly. NCBI's taxonomy places the organism in Eukaryota, Dinophyceae, Syndiniales, Amoebophryaceae.
AGAUGAUCCUUCUUUUGCGGAUGGGCUUGGUGAAAAAAAAGCAUCAGGCGUACCAGCUGGACGUGGAGCAGGAGAAUUGCAGCAGCAAGUUGACUCUCCAGUUUUCGGGUCAGCUUUGAAAGGGAGUGCCGAAAGUCCUAUUUUCAACAUCAAUAAAGAAGAACCAGAAACAAAUAGAACUCGUCCCCCAGUACCAGCAUUCGGCAACGCUUCAUCUAAUUCUAUGGGUGGAGCAGGAGCACCAGCGC